Messenger RNA from Aureobasidium melanogenum CBS 110374, 384 nucleotides. RefSeq lists its product as uncharacterized. The record is from RefSeq and is a predicted model, not a curated record. Bases 1 to 384 code for a protein of 127 amino acids. The transcript has 3 exons. Lineage: Eukaryota; Fungi; Ascomycota; Dothideomycetes; Dothideales; Saccotheciaceae.
AUGGCUGCCUCCGCUUCAUCUUUGACUUCUCACUCCGAGUCCUCACCAAACGAUGUCUCAAAGCGCCAGGAAGGACAUGACCCACACACUGCGGUCAAACCACUCCGCCAUGACCACAGACGCGCAGUUGCAGGCUACUGCGAACACGGUCUAUGCAAGUGCAGUCACUACAUCUCGCCACGCGAAGAAGACUACGAAAAGUACAGAUGUGAAGACGGACGCGGUCACCCGACCAACCUCAACAAGCCGUGCAAAGGUGUUGGAAAGAUCGAGUGUGGCCUCUGCCGCGGUCUAAUCUGCAGAGUCUGCUACAAUACCCACAGCCCUCACUCGGACAGACUUUGGAGUCAGAAUGACACCCGUUCCGAUCGCAGACGCGUCUAG